AAAAACGAAUUAUGUUAGUUUACAUAUAAAACUGGAAGAUUGAGCUAAAAUUGUUUCCUGUGUUGUCAUAGAAAUGUUAGCCAUUUACUUUGUAGCUUAACGACGAGCUAAAUACAAAUGAUUGAUUUUCGGAUAAAGAAAUUUGGAGUGCUUUGCCGGAAUGAAGAAAAUUAAGAAAAAAAUUUACCGCAAAUAUGAAGACUUCUACACUGACGAGGAUUUACGCGAUCCAGACACAUUUCCGCUUAUAAAUUUAACAAUAAACGACUUUGAUGCGAGAGGCGGUGUAGUAAAUCCACGCGCGCCUUGUCUGGUUGCCACCGUCGACCCAAACUAUGUAAAGGAUGCACGCACACAACGCUUGGCAAGGAAAUUUCGCAUGAAAACUGACAUCUUACUACUGCGUGAAAUAACACGCAAGAAAUUUAUGAUCUACUCCACCCAACAAAUGUAUUUGGAUAAAGAGCGUGAGAAAAAGCAUCAGGAAGAUGAAUAUCAAGAGCUGUUAGAUUUUUAUGAAAAUAUAGAGACAUCUUUGCAAACGGUGGAGUCGAAUGGUUUCAAUGAACUGAGAGCUUCUCUUGAAAAAUGGCAAGAACUGCAAAAAUGCACACUUCGCGAUGAACUCAAAGCGGUUGUAGAGGAUCAUAGACGCGCCUUAGUCGAAGCGCAUGAAGUUUAUCAGCGUUUCUUGUACUUACUCAAAUUAAUUGGAUAUUUUGAUGAAAUCGACGACGAAGCGGUUGGUGGUGAAAGUGGUAGACUUGUUUUACCGAAGGAGAUAGCUGAACUUAAGCCACAAAACGAUAGUGAUGCAGGCAUGAAACAAAUUGAAGUGGUAAAAAAAUACAUGACAGCGGUAGUACGUCCUUAUUUGGCUAAGAGGAAUAAUUUAAUUGCCGAUGUUUGGUUGAAGGGAUUUGAGUUGACCAGAAGUAAACUGACCAACUAUUAUAAGCGCUAUACAAACUUGGCGCUCUUAAAUCACAUUGUGGCAUUGGUCUAUGAAAAAUUUCAAAAGACACAAGCGCGUUGCAAAAUUCCACCAAUGUUGAAAGAUCCAAAUUUCAUGAAAGAACGUGCUGAAGCUCUGAAAUUACAGGCGGAAAAGACUCUGGUCAUAUAUGAAAAUAGUCAAAAACAGGACAAAUUGUCAUUAAAACUGAACGCUAUAAUACCCAUAAUAUUGAAAAGUUUGCAACGCUCUGCUAUAAAGGAGACCGAUACCACUACUGAAGAGGUGAAGCUUAAAGCUGAACAGGAUGCGGUAAUAGAGGAAAAUAUAAGCUUGAAAUCCCUUAAAUCACGCAGCGAAUCUGCUUUAAGCACUUGUCGAGAUGAGCCAGAUUCUACUUUGGGCAAAAUCGAGCUUAUACAGGCACAUCUAUUGUGGUUGCUCAACGAACUGGAUGACAUGCCACCGAAUGUUUGCAAAGAUAUCGAGAAACGUGUUCGGCGACGUUUCAAUAUGGCCAAAGACAAGUCUCGACGCGCUUUGGUCGAGCAGACUCGUUUACAAAACUGGAUGGCACAUUUUAAGAAACAUGAGUUGCAACGUCAAAAAGAUACAGCUAUUUGUGUGCGCAGAAAGAUCACUCGUGAGAAUAAAUAAAUAAUGAAUAAAUUAUUAAUCAGCAUAG
Ceratitis capitata (Mediterranean fruit fly) is the source of this 1640-nucleotide messenger RNA. RefSeq lists its product as uncharacterized. Lineage: Eukaryota; Metazoa; Arthropoda; Insecta; Diptera; Tephritidae. The record is from RefSeq and is a predicted model, not a curated record. The coding region runs from base 161 to 1612 and encodes 483 amino acids. The transcript has 10 exons.